GCUGUGCUGGCAGCGCCCCGGGUGCCUUGCGGGCCCCCGGGCUCUCCCCUCGGAGGGAGCGAGGCAGGAGGCUGCCGCCCCUCAGCCCCCGUGGAGAGGCCCCUUCAGAGCCCGGUGCUGCCCUCGCCUCAGGGCGGAGCCGGUCCCGGGCUCUGCUCGGGUCUGGGAUCUGGGAGCUCCGGGAUUUGAAGAUGUCUAAAAAGAAGCAGAAGAAACUAGCUGGAAAGGAAGCCUGUUUGGAUGGCCAGGAUGACAAAAACUCUGAAGACACAAGAUCUUACAAGCACACUGUGAAAGGAGAAACAGAACUUCAGAGAUCCAAACCAGAGAAAGAUGGGCAAGAGAAGAAGCGACACCGAAGUUCUCGUGCUUUUCAUGAUGCAGAUGGAAGAUCCCGGGAAAAAUCUCCAAGGAGAAGCAAAACCCCAGAUGGUUCUUCAGUUCAACCUGAAAAGCAGAAGAAAAUAGUGAUCCAGUUUAAAGCCAAAGAAAUCAAACAUGGCAAAACCACCCGCACUCCUGAUGUGGUUACUGCCAGCAAGGAAAGAAGUCGCUCUGAUGGAAUAGAAGGAAAAAGGCUCUGGCACAGCUUUGAACUUCAGAGGGACAAGGCAUUGAAGAAAAAGAGAGAAAAAGCUGAACUCUGUAAACUCAAGCUAAAAGCAGAACAGGCGAUGAUAGAAAAGUUUAAGUCCUCUGUGUAUGAGGUACCACAUAAAAAAGCAGAGGGCUCAAAAAAGCAGAGUGAGAAUGUCAGAAUUCCCAAAAAGUCACCUGACAGCUCUGCAGGGACUGGGCAUGGUGAUAGGGCUGCCAAUAAGGAGCCAAGUGCAUUAUCUAGCUUCUGGGAAGAAGAGGAGGAAGAAGAAUAUAAGGACUUUGCUGUGAAAAAGAGGCACACGAGUAAACACAGAUCAUCACACUCCUCAUCUGAAACUCCACCACGACGGGACUCUCGGAAGCGCAAAAAACACAGCGCUGGUUCUCCUAAAGCUCCUGAGCGCUCAGGAACUAAAGAAGGCCACUUGGAAGCCACAGCACUGUGUUUUAAGCAGAAUGUUGAGGUCCCGUGCACAUCUGACUCCUACCAGGGAGGUGAGGUCAGAAAGCCUGUGCCUGUCUCAAAGAGCUCUGAAGACUCUCCACCGCUUCAAGACAGUCAGAACGCAGAAACAGACCAAGAGAUGCAGAUAGUCGAAGACUUGCACGUUGCUCGUGUGGAGAAGAGGAUGGCCCUGUCUGUAGUACAGACCUGUGGAGAACUUACAAGCAUGGAGAUAGAUCUUCCAGAACAGGAUUUAAAUAUUUCUGCUGGGGCUUUUAGUUCUGGUCUGAACAUCCUAGUGGUGAUUGACACAAAUAUAAUGAUUAGUCACCUUGAGUUUGUGAGAUCCCUGAAAUCUGAGGAUAUACCUGGAGUUGAUAGACUUACAUUAAUAAUUCCCUGGGUCGUCCUACAAGAGCUGGACAACUUGAAGAAGGGGAGAAUGUUGCAGCAUGUUCGGGACAAAGCUAUCCCUGCAGUGCAGUUCAUCUACAAGUGUCUCAAGAACCAGGAUUCCAAACUGUGGGGGCAAUCCAUGCAGCUGGCUUCUGAAAAAAUGUAUGGGCUGAGCGACGAGAACAACGACGACCGCGUCCUGCAGUGCUGCCUGCAGUACCAGAAGCUCUUCCCACAAGCUCUUGUCGUCCUCUGCACGGAUGAUAAAAAUUUGUGUAAUAAAGCCAUUGUGAGUGAGGUCAAGGCAUUCUGCAAAGCUGAUCUGGUCACUGCUCUGCAGAAUGUGAAUGCAAACAGGCCCCAGAGCUCUGAGGAGCUGCAGCAGCCAAAGCAGGAUGCAGAACUUGGGAAGACAAGAGGCAGUGCUGGUUUUACUGCACAAUUCCCAAAUGUGAUUCCAGACCUUGAAAGGAACUUAGGAGAAGCUUUGUCUUGUAUUCUGGAGACUGAAAUGAAACUUGCAUUUGGAAACCUGUGGAUGGAGAUCCUGUAUCUGAAGCCACCAUGGACCUUAGCAAACCUGCUGAAAUGUUAUAAAAAACACUGGAUGGCUGUUUUUGGUUAUGUGGUGCCAAGGAGUUUACUUUCAACCAUUGAAUGUCUUUCUAAACACCUUUAUGCAGAUAAACCAUUUGACUCCUCAACAGUGCAUAUCCUGCUCCAGGAAUCCAAAAAACUGCUCCAUGCGUUCAGCUGCAGGUCAGACUACAACGGUGUCCUGCCCCAAGCUUAUGCUGAAGUGACAAAACUCUGUGAGACCCUUGGGGAGGUGAGGGCAGACAGUGAGCAGGAUUUAUCAGAAGACAUCAUGGUUCUUUCAGAAAAUGCUGCGUGUGAAAAAAUGGAAGCCACGGUGCCCAAUCUGCAAAGCACUGAGGAAAAAGAGCUAUAUCCCAGCUUUCAUGUGGCUCAGGAAAACAGGCACCAGGAAAUUUGGUCGGUCCUGGAAGGUGUUUGGAACACCAUGAACUUGUACAGUGUUGAGCUAUUCCAGAAGCUGGACCCCAGUGCAGUGACCAUGGCUGCCAAGGCCUCGUUUGAGGAGGCUUUUUUGGGCCUGCAGAAGCUGUUGGCAGCAGUGAAGGACAUCCAUGAGGGCAUUGGCAGAAUUUUGACCCCAACCAGUAGUUUCCAAGAUAUUUGGACCCUCUAUAGCGUCCUCAGAAGACAUGAGAUCAAUAACAGUCUGAAAUUCACUGCUGAGGAGCUGUAUGAAUGUGUUUCACAGGAGCUCUACAGGGAGAGGCUGGAAGUGGGCUGCUGCCAGCUGGCACAGCUGGAGCAGACGCUGGAGCAGUGCCAGGCGUCCGUGCACAGGGAAGCCGAGAGCCGGGGCUGGCUCUGAGCCGGGCUCAGCCGUGUGAGCUCCGCCUCCUCGGGGGGUGGAGAGGGAAGUGCUGGAGGAGCCAAAAACCGCCGGCUUCUCUUCCUCAGCGGCGCUGGUUUGGGGUGGACUUGAAGGGAAAAACACGGUUCCACACUGGACGUUAAAUGGUGGGAUUUCUGCUGAGAAUUCUGUUCACUACUCGAAUGUUCUGUCUUGAGUGAGGUUGAUGCUGGAUAGCCAUGGAUAACCAGGAGCAGCAGGGCUGGUUUGGGCUGCAGCAGCUGUGCUCUGCUGCUCUGAGCAUCCAGCGUUCCUGUGAGGAACUGAGCUGGUAAUGGUUGUAUAGGAAAACCCCUCUGGUUGUUUUGCUGGUACAUUACAAGUCACAAGUGAGAGAAAAGAAUCUGUUGUGUCAGCCGGGGACUCGAAGCAGCUGAGUGCAAGGCCAGGAAUGAGGGACUGACCCCAGACACCAUGUGUGUGUCCUGUGCAGUGAAGGCUUAAGAGAGGAUGUAGAAUGGGCAAAGGAGCUUAUUUUGAUGCUCAUUUUUCCCUAAAGACAAAAGAGACUCCCACCCUCAUGCAAGUGUUUGUCCCAGCCCCCUUUUCAGAGGAAAAGGGCAUUUCUCCUUUGUUUAAACAGGCAUUUUAGUGGAAACCUCAUAGCAGUGCUCUUGGGGAAACUUCUUAUCCUGCUCUUGCCACAUCCUCGUGGAAGGUGGGCCUGGUCCUCCCUGCUCUCCAGUUGACAUCCCUCUCUGGCUGCACUGUUGGUUGCUUUCCAGAACUGCUUUAAGUCCAUGAAACUUCCCAAAAGCCAUUUUCUAAGGCCUUUAAUACUACCUCUUCUUGUAUGUAUUUGUACAGAGAUUAACUGACUGGCAAAGUUCUGAAGUGUCUAUUUUGAUAUUAACUUUUGGAUGUAUUUGUAAAUUCUUGAUUGUAAAAAUGUAAUUUAUUGUUACAUUAAACAGUGGUUAAUCCUGA
This is a messenger RNA of Hirundo rustica (Barn swallow), 3815 nucleotides long. It is a transcript of the gene SWT1, whose product is annotated as SWT1 RNA endoribonuclease homolog. Lineage: Eukaryota; Metazoa; Chordata; Aves; Passeriformes; Hirundinidae. The record is from RefSeq and is a predicted model, not a curated record. The transcript is spliced from 19 exons. Gene Ontology annotation, cellular component: nucleus. Bases 192 to 2846 code for a protein of 884 amino acids.